AUUAAAGGAAUUAUCUGAAGACAAAGCAUUCUAAUCUUCAAAGACUGGACAAGAGUUACUCUUGCUUUUGGCGAUUAAAAAUGAUGUUGUCAUGGAAACAGUUGAUCCUGCUUUCUUUCAUUGGCUGCCUUGGAGGUGAGCUUCUCUUACAAGGACCUGUGUUUAUCAAAGAGCCCAGCAACAGCAUUUUCCCUGUUGGUUCAGAGGAUAAAAAGAUAACUUUAAACUGUGAAGCGAGAGGCAACCCUUCACCUCAUUACAGGUGGCAGCUGAAUGGAAGUAAUAUCGAUAUGAGUCUGGAACACCGUUACAAGUUGAAUGGUGGAAAUCUUGUGGUUUUUAACCCCAACAGAAACUGGGAUACUGGAAGUUACCAAUGUUUUGCAACAAAUUCACUUGGAACAGUUGUCAGCAGAGAAGCUAAACUCCAGUUUGCCUAUCUCGAAAAUUUUAAAACCAGAAUGAGGAGUACAGUGUCAGUGCGUGAAGGCCAGGGAGUGGUCCUGCUUUGUGGUCCCCCGCCACACUCCGGUGAACUGUCUUAUGCUUGGAUCUUCAAUGAAUAUCCGUCAUUUGUUGAAGAAGAUAGUCGGAGAUUUGUCUCUCAGGAGACAGGGCACCUCUACAUAGCUAAAGUGGAACCGUCUGAUGUGGGAAAUUAUACAUGUGUGGUUAUGAGUAUGGUGACAAAUGCCAGAGUCCUGGGCUCUCCAACUCCUUUGGUGCUGCGUUCUGAUGGUGUGAUGGGUGAAUAUGAACCCAAAAUAGAAGUUCAGUUUCCAGAAACUCUUCCGGCAGCUAAAGGUGCAACUGUGAAACUGGAGUGUUUUGCCCUUGGAAACCCUGUACCUCAGAUUAAUUGGAGAAGAAGUGAUGGAAUGCCGUUCCCGGCCAAGAUCAAGUUGAGGAAGUUCAGUGGUGUGCUUGAGAUCCCAGCCUUCCAGCAGGAGGAUGCGGGGUCCUAUGAAUGCAUCGCGGAGAAUUCCCGAGGAAAGAAUGUAGCCAGAGGGCGUCUCACGUACUAUGCAAAGCCUCAUUGGGUUCAAUUAAUAAAAGAUAUGGAAAUGGCUGUGGAGGACAGUCUUUACUGGGAAUGCCGAGCGAGUGGGAAGCCCAAACCUUCCUACCGAUGGUUGAAAAAUGGAGAAGCCCUGGUGUUAGAGGAGAGAAUACAGAUAGAAAAUGGCGCUCUUACAAUAUCAAACCUAAAUGUGACCGAUUCUGGCAUGUUCCAGUGCAUAGCAGAAAACAAACAUGGACUCAUCUAUUCCAGUGCUGAACUCAAGGUUGUUGCCUCUGCUCCUGACUUUUCAAAGAACCCAAUGAAAAAUUUAGUUCAGGUGCAGGUAGGAAGCCUGGUGAACUUGGAUUGCAAACCCAGAGCAUCCCCCAGGGCACUGUCUUCCUGGAAGAAAGGAGACACAGUGGUACAGGAGCAUGAAAGGGUUUCUUUUCUAAAUGAUGGAGGACUGAAAAUAGCCAAUGUGACCAAAGCUGACUCUGGAAGCUACACCUGCACAGCAGAAAACCAGUUUGGGAAAGCCAAUGGUACCACACUCCUGGUGGUUACAGAACCUACGAGAAUAACUUUGGCCCCUUCUAACAUGGAUGUCUCAGUGGGCGAAAGUGUCAUUUUGCCCUGCCAGGUGCAACAUGACCCUUUGUUGGACAUUAUGUUUACUUGGUAUUUCAACGGAGCCCUCACAGAUUUUAAGAAAGAUGGAUCUCAUUUUGAGAAAGUUGGUGGGAGUUCAUCUGGUGAUUUAAUGAUCAGAAACAUUCAGCUGAAACACAGUGGAAAGUAUGUCUGUAUGGUUCAAACCGGGGUAGACAGUGUUUCAUCUGCUGCUGAACUUAUAGUAAGAGGUUCACCUGGACCACCAGAAAAUGUGAAGGUUGAUGAAAUUACAGAUACAACAGCCCAACUGUCUUGGAAAGAAGGAAUAGACAAUCACAGCCCAGUUACAUCAUAUGCUAUCCAGGCUAGAACACCUUUCUCUGUGGGCUGGCAAACUGUCACAACAGUGCCUGAGGUCAUUGAUGGGAAAACACACACUGCUACUGUAGUGGAGUUAAAUCCAUGGGUGGAAUAUGAAUUUCGAGUUGUAGCCAGUAACAAGAUCGGAGGUGGAGAACCCAGUUUACCCUCAGAAAAAGUAAGAACUGAAGAGGCAGUUCCAGAGGUGCCUCCUUCUGAAGUCAGUGGAGGAGGUGGAAGCCGGUCUGAACUGGUGAUAACCUGGGAUCCAGUCCCUGAAGAAUUGCAGAAUGGUGAAGGCUUUGGGUAUGUUGUUGCCUUCCGCCCUCUUGGAGUUACCACCUGGAUCCAGACAGUGGUGACAUCUCCUGAUACCCCAAGAUAUGUCUUUAGGAAUGAGAGCAUCAUACCAUUUUCACCAUAUGAAGUUAAAGUGGGUGUUUAUAAUAACAAAGGUGAAGGACCAUUUAGCCCAGUGACAACAGUGUUCUCUGCAGAAGAAGAGCCCACAGUAGCCCCAUCUCAGGUGUCUGCCCGUAGCAUGUCUUCCUCAGAAAUUGAAGUUGAAUGGAACUCCAUUCCAUGGAAGUUGAGUAAUGGACAUUUACUUGGCUAUGAGGUUCGGUACUGGAAUAAUGGAGGAGAGGAAGAAUCAUCAAGCAAAGUGAAAGUGGCAGGAAAUGAGACCUCAGCCAGACUCAGGGGCCUGAAGAGCAACCUGGCAUAUUAUACUGCUGUCCGGGCUUACAACAGUGCUGGUGCUGGUCCCUUCAGUGCCACUGUUAAUGCAACCACCAAGAAAACUCCUCCCAGUCAGCCACCAGGAAAUGUCGUCUGGAAUGCGACAGAUACUAAAGUGUUACUUAACUGGGAGCAAGUGAGAGCAAUGGAGAAUGAAUCUGAAGUCACAGGAUAUAAAGUUUUCUAUAGGACUAGCAGUCAAAACAGUGUGCAAGUGUUGAACACAAAUAAAACUUCAGCUGAACUUUUGCUGCCCCUUAAGGAAGACUACAUUAUUGAAGUCAAGGCCACAACAGAUGGAGGGGACGGCACCAGUAGUGAACAGAUCAGGAUUCCGAGAAUUACCAGUAUGGAUGCAAGGGGAUCAUCUUCAGCCAUCUCGAAUGUCCACUCUGUGCCGAGUUACAUACCUGUGGCACUGUUCUUCAUUGUAAAUGCCCUGUGGUGAUGUUUAUUCUUUUUAAAUCAUUUACUGGAAAGUUAAUUGGUUACCAGAAAAAAAAGUGCUUUCAUGAAACAGUGAUUGUGCAUGUUUUUUUAUUUUCAACUCUGUUUUUAACUUUCUACUUCACUAUAGGUAAAAUAUGAAUAUAAUAAAAAACAGUAAAUCCUUUUAGAGGAAUCUGAAAUGCCUUAAUAUUUACUUGAUAAACCAAAGGAAUUUACAUAUCACGUAUUGCAGUCUUUUGAUAGAAAUGUUCUUAAGCAAUGAGUUUAUCACUGCCUAUGAUAAAGAUUCACUCCCACAUAGCCACAAACACACACAUUUUUUUAACCAUGGAAAUGUUAAAUCCAUUUAACAGAAUUUAAUCCAAAUGAUCUUUUCCCAGUAUCACAACAUUAAUUGUAAGACUUAAUCCAUAUCAUUUUAAAAUGGUUACUUAAAUCCCUAAAGGUGAAAACUACAUUUAAACAAUUAUCCUGUUAGAAGGGGGUGGCAUGUGUUGCUGGAAGACGCUUUUUUGGAGCUCAGGAGAAUUCAGUGUCUUUAGUGUACUGCUAAAUUAUUGUGAGAAUUUAGGUAUCACUUUGCUUUCUGUACCUCUCAAUAAAAUGUGGUGGUAAUAAUAUCCAUCUGAUCUGCCUCUGCACCAUGAAUUAGUUUUUAAAAAUUGAAAAUAAAAUGUGAAAGUGCUUUAUUAAACCAAAUGCCAGGUUCCUGUGCAAACUGUUAAUGGAUUUCCUUAAGCAUAUAAAAUGCAUGAAGAUCGGCUGCAUCUUUUAAGCUAGUAUUCUACACUCUAGACAAUACUCUGUUGCGUUCAGUAAUGGGAAAACAAUGUUUUGUCCUUUUUGAUAUUUUAAAACAUAAUUUUAAAAAGAAUUAUUUUCUUCCCACCUAAGAAUAAGCUCUCAGGCUUUAUUACAACCCAGUUGAGAAAAUAAGGAAUGAUCAAAAUCUCAACCCAAAUAUUAAACAAAAUCCACACAAUUCUUUGUUUCCACUUUCUGAUUUCAUUAAAGGAUCUUCUCUCUUUUGGAUGGCAGGGAGGGUUUUUUAAUGAAAUCCCACUGUCUAUCUCAGUGAGUCAGGCAGGCUUUUUAGUUCCUGAGUUAAAAACUUGGAAUAGAACAUGAUGCUGGUACUGACUCUGAUAUGUAUGAUUCAGUCUUUCAAUAUGUGGUUUUCAAAGGAUUGUUGAAGGCAUGAUUUAAUAGCAGCGUGUAAGGAGUAUAUGAAAAUUGGCAGAUAGAUUGAGUAUUAGACUCUCAAAAUCAAUUUUUUACCCCUUUCCUACCAAUUUCACAUUCCUCUGGAACUUGUUUGUAUUUCCAAAGAUACCAGAAUUUGAAAUUGACAGUUCAACUCUAGAAAAAGAUUAAAAAUUAGCAAAAUUUUGAUAUCUUCAUAAAGUACCAUACUUUGUUCAAGAUAAAGUCAUGAUAUUCACAGGAGAAAAAAAUGUAACUUUCUCUGUAAAGUGUGUAUAUACUGUAAAUAAGUAGAAAAAAAUCUGAAUAACUAGUACAUUUCAUAUGACCAUUGUUAUUUCCACUGAAAAAGUGGGGAAACACUUUCUCCAAUACU
Fukomys damarensis (Damara mole-rat) is the source of this 4748-nucleotide messenger RNA. It is a transcript of the gene Cntn3, whose product is annotated as contactin 3. Bases 81 to 3167 code for a protein of 1028 amino acids. Gene Ontology annotation, biological process: cell-cell adhesion; brain development. NCBI's taxonomy places the organism in Eukaryota, Metazoa, Chordata, Mammalia, Rodentia, Bathyergidae. The record is from RefSeq and is a predicted model, not a curated record. Gene Ontology annotation, molecular function: cell-cell adhesion mediator activity. The transcript is spliced from 22 exons.